This is a messenger RNA of Ictalurus furcatus (blue catfish), 4545 nucleotides long. RefSeq names its product cell division cycle 25B (gene cdc25b). Bases 784 to 2493 code for a protein of 569 amino acids. The record is from RefSeq and is a predicted model, not a curated record. Gene Ontology annotation, molecular function: protein tyrosine phosphatase activity. Gene Ontology annotation, biological process: positive regulation of G2/MI transition of meiotic cell cycle; positive regulation of G2/M transition of mitotic cell cycle; protein dephosphorylation. NCBI's taxonomy places the organism in Eukaryota, Metazoa, Chordata, Actinopteri, Siluriformes, Ictaluridae. The transcript is spliced from 15 exons. Gene Ontology annotation, cellular component: cytoplasm; nucleus.
CCUUCAAUGACAAUCAGUUAAAUUAUCGAGUAUAUAUUUUAUAGACUGGUUACAUUUUCUAUAAAUUCAAGUGCUAAAAUUUAAACCUUUAUCUUCUACCUUGUGGUACAGUCCGAGCGUGGUUCCUGCCUUACUAUUGGUUGAGCUCUUUUUGAGGGCGUAUCCAAGCUGAGCUUGAAUCGUUCCGCGGGAAAAAAAUCUACUCCUUUCUAUACAGAUAUUUCACUCAUCUCCGCACGUAAAUGUCAAAGACGGAAUAUCAUUGGAUGUCAUGACACGUGCGCUAAUCGCUGAUUGGCCACAGGGUGUGCCUGUCAUGUCUUCUUUCUUAAAGAACACUACGGAGAAAAAAAAGCAAAGUCCUCUGAUUGGACCGAUCAGAUGUAUCGCGUUCGCUGAUUGGUUACGCGGAUUGCCGCUCGUGGCCUGCCUAUUUUGAACAUAAAUAAGGGCUAACCUCGGCACUUCUUUUCUCACAGCAGAGUUUAGAAAGGGUCAGAGAGAGUACGCCUAUCGCGGUAGCUCUCUGACAAGAAGGCACAAAGGAGAUGACCUUUUCAAAUAAACGAUUCGUUUAAUUCGGACUAUUUAUUUUAAGCUUCGACGUCAUGUGCGGUCUUGAAGCGUGUUAUUCUUCAUCCUAAACAAAUUAUUUUAUGAAACUGGUUGCUAACAAGUUAGCCAUCGAGCUAACCCUUUUACCCACGGUAAGACCAUCUGCCGCUUCCAUUCCUAAUACUGGCUGAAAUUUAGUUUUGAAUUGCCCUCAGCCACGGUGAGAGUAUGGAAAUGGAGCUCGGUAAAGCUGCAAGCAGCUUCAGCCCUGUGAGUCUGGAGCUGGGCGCGGGCCGUGACUCAGUCCUCAGAGUUUCCCGUCCAGCUCUGCCCGAGAUUGGGCUGAAGGACUCCCCCUGCAUCAAAAACCUCUUCUCCCCCGGAACCACCACCGUGCUGUCUCCUGUGACCAACCUGACCCUCAACUUGGACAACCUCGCUGUUGAAGGGCAAUGUGAGACCCCCAAAAGGAAGAAACUAGAAAAAAAUGUGCCCUUGCUGAAGAUUCCAUCAUUCGCUUCAGACACUUCCUCAGAUGCAGGAGUGGGAUUGGACUCUCCUAGCCCUGUAGACCCAGUGGAUGCGGAACAGAAGUUUGAGCAGGCCAUACAGAAUGCUACCAGAGUGAUAAAUGAAAGAAUGCCCAUUCGCAGGAUAAACUCAUUACCAUUGCGAUUGCUGGGUCACAGCCCCAAUCUGAGGAGUAAAGAUUCUGACACUCCUCGGUAUGGCAUCUUUAGUCAGAGCUGCACACUCAGCUUGGACAACAAGGAGAACCUGCAUGAUGCAAGUUUUGAGUUUAAGAAGCCCACCAAGCCUGUUUCUCGCUGUCGACUGCGUUCAACUGGGGAGGCAAAGGAAGCUUUUGCUAGCCGGCCCAGCUCUGCUCCUGCUCUUAUGCUUUCUCCUACCUCAUCUAAUCAGCUAGCCUCACCAGAUAGUGACAGUCCCUUCACACUGCGAUGCACAUCAUUUUCCAGCUUUCCUAAUGAUGACGACGAUGGCUUUUUAGAUGUACUUGAUGAUGUAGAGACGGACUCUGAUGUACCUACGGGAAUGGCUAGUUUGCUCACUGCUCCUCUGGUUGCUGACCAAAGCAUGGAAGCUGCAGUCUCUCCGGUUCGAUGUCGGCCACGAGGGCUGUUUCGCUCACCCUCCAUGCCAGCAGGAGGAGGCCGUGCUCCACUUAAAAGGCCAGAUAGGCCCAGAGAUGAGAACACGCCUGUGCGUGUGAAGAGGAGGAGGAGUGUCGCUGGGUCACAUGUCACAGCCAUGGAGCAGGAGGAUGAUGUUCCUCAACAGGUUCAACGCUCAAAAUCUUUUAAUCAUUCAGAGAUAGAGAGACUACUGGACUCUGACCCCAGUAAUGUGAUAGGAGAUUUUACCAAGCCUCCUGCUUUGCCCACAGUGGAUGGAAGACACCAAGACUUGAAAUACAUCACUCCAGAAAUUAUGUGUGCAGCAAUGAACGGACAGUUCAGUGAUGUGGUGGAGAGGCUGUUUAUCAUUGACUGUCGCUAUCCAUACGAAUAUGAAGGAGGACACAUCAAGGGUGCACUAAACUUGCAUCAAGAGGACCAGGUUGAAGAGUGCUUUUUCAAACAGCCCAUCCUCUCGGAAUGCCCUGAAAAGCGCGUGCUGCUGGUAUUCCAUUGUGAGUUUUCGUCUGAACGUGGCCCACGAAUGUGUCGCUUUGUCCGUGAGAGAGACCGUGUUAUCAAUGAAUAUCCCAAUCUCCAUUACCCUGAACUCUAUGUACUAAAGGGAGGCUACAAGGACUUUUUCCCCCUACAUAAGAUGGAAUGUGAGCCUCAGGAUUACAGGCCGAUGCAUCAUGAGGACUUUAAGGAUGAUCUGAGGAAGUUUCGCCUGAAGAGCCGGACAUGGGCUGGGGAGCGCAGCAAAAGAGACAUGUACAGCCGGCUUAAAAAGCUUUGAGGCACAUAAAAAUGCGUGCAGGGUUACUGCCUAAACUCACUCUCACACACUGUUCACAUGAUCAGUAUGUGGUAGUGACCUAAUGAAUUACAUUGGGUAUUACUCAAGUCAUCUGCUCAUGGUCAAAAAGCACACUUACUGCCUUAACUCAAUCACCCCCCCCCCUCUCCCUCCCCUUUACCUGUGCUGGUGGCUUUGCUGUCAUUCCCAUUUUCUCCCCUGUUCCAGCUGAAGACCUCAAAGCACUUACAUUUCUAGUGUUUAUGGUGGAGAGUGCUCCCUUUAUUUUCUGAUGCAAAUGCAAUCUUUGUCCCUGCCAGUCUGGGUCUGAGCCGUUUAGUUAUUGUAACUACAGUUGUAUCGGAACCAGCCAGUGUUUAAAUGUCAUUACUCAAUUAUGUGCAUUCCAGUAAUGUCAAUAUCAGUGGUUAUUUUAAAGAAGUUAAUUAACUGUUUUGAUAGAUUUUAAAAGUUGAGUAUGAAUGCCUAGUGCUGUUCAAUUGUCAGAAUUUGAGUAAUAGUGAAUGCAGUGUGUGGGUUAUUUAGCCAUUUUGCACUGCCUUUUUUAUAUAUAUAUUUUUUAAAUAUAUAAAAACUCUCCCAUUUGAGAAGAUUAUUUGAUGUUCUACCUGUAUUUUUAUAUUUGAUUUGGAAACAUAAGUCAUUUAUAAGGGGUGGGAGCAAUGAUGUAAUAGAACGUGUCUAUGACUGCACUCACUCGGGAGAACAGGCUUGGCUGAUUGCUGCUGGUCAGCGUUAGAUGACCACCAAUAUGCCCAGCAAUAAACCUGCAUGUAACGUCAGGGCUUUUUAAAUUAAAAAAAAAAAGACAUUAUGAUAUUCCCCUGACUGUUAAUUUUGUGUGUAAGUGGGUGUAUUGAGUCUCUGUGCUUUUGGCCAUGUGUGAGAUCUGUGUAAACUGCAAUAACAAAGUUAUGUUGGGGGAAUAAACUACUAUAAUCUACUUGUGUGAAUGUGGUGACUUCUCCCUUAUGGAGUUAUAUGCCCCUCGGGCUGUUGAUGUGUGUCUACUUUUCAAAUCCUGCUGCCAGAAUGGGCCCUAAUGGUACAUUAGUGGGUUUUCAAGCAUGUGCCCACAAGCAUUCCAAUUUUGUCUAAUGGGGAGUGGCCAGCUGUUUCCCUGACAUACUGUACCCUCAUUCGGGCCAGUGUUAAAUUUUUUUUACGAUUUGCUAUAACAAUUUUUUUUUUUUUUUUUAAAUACUUUUAACAAUUUUCCUAAACUCAAGGUACUCAAUUGGCAAAACGGGUCAUUUCAUGCUCAGUCACACAUUGUAAACUAAACUCCAACAUUAAUUUUCAAAAUAUAUUAAUACACUUACACAAUGUCUACCAAAACACUGCAAACAUGUCUCAAAAUCAAAUAAUUCUUCCAACACCCUAACACAUGUUCUCCUUCAACAGGAGAAUCAUAGCAUAAUGUCAUAAAAACACUAACAUCAGAUGGAAUUACAGAAACUACGUUAUUUUAUGUCAGGUCUGCCCUUAUAUAAUACAGUGUUAUAUAUAUAUAUAUUAGAGACUGAAGGCAUGCAGUCACUGUACAGUAAUACAGGAUAAAAUUACUGUAUUUACACUUUGCAGUGAGAGGACCCCUUAUACAGUGUCCUACUUGUUGCUUUCUCAAAAAAUCCGGACAACGGAUGCCACUGUCCCAGCUGAGAUUUGGCUUUACUCGUUCACCAGCCUCUCUGUAUGAUAGCCUGUGGUUUAUGAUGUGGCCUAUGAUAGUAGCUCUUAUUUCAUCAGUUACCCUAGCUCUGGCCCUUCUUUGAGCGCCACCACGCAAUCUAAGUCCUCUCCCUAUACCUUGUCCCACUCCUCUCCCUUGUCCUGGUACUCGUCUUGCAAAAUGCCUCAUGCAGGCAUUUUUCUUAUUUUCUUUUUGUUGCUCUAUAUUGUUCUUUUUCCAUACAAGAUCAGCCCAAAGAGGUCCUCUUUUACUGUAUACCAUAUGGUCAUGCGAUUGAAAGAACCUGAGAGUGUUUCCUAGAUGGGAAUCAGCUGUGACUGAUCUACUUGCAUAAUUUC